AUUGCACUCUUCCAAGUACACAAUCAGAUGUCUCACUUUCGACAACGAAAUCGUGAACUUAGCAACAUGUCGGGCAGCCCCAGUAUUUAAGAUAAGCAGAGGGAGUAGCGUAUCGUGCACGUUUCAACCCUGUCACAGUACACUGCACCUAAAGGUGGAGAAUCACGCCGACACUUCACUAGAGAAUAAUGUAGCGAGUUUUAUAGGCACACAAAAGAAACUCUGUGAGAUUCUUUCGCCGGAGGUUAAGCUGACUUCGGCCCAGACAAACUUCCCCAAUCGCCGACAAAGCCACAAUAAGUUGAAAAGGGCAUGUAUUGCACUGAAGCGCUGUAUGUCAGCGUCUAGACACAGCUCUACCCCGCACCAAAUUGAACCCGUACUUAGAGCAGAGGCAGUCGAAAUAAAUUAUUCCAGACUACAUAAAAAAAUACGUACUAUAUUGAAUUGCCGUGCUUUGGAUUGCAUGCACAGUGUAUUGUGGCGUAGUCUUGGCCGGUAAUAGUGCACCCAGA
Molecule: messenger RNA, 515 nt
Organism: Sphaeroforma arctica JP610
Lineage: Eukaryota; Ichthyosporea; Ichthyophonida
Exons: 1
Source: RefSeq, a predicted model, not a curated record